Caenorhabditis remanei is the source of this 1728-nucleotide messenger RNA. RefSeq lists its product as uncharacterized. Lineage: Eukaryota; Metazoa; Nematoda; Chromadorea; Rhabditida; Rhabditidae. Bases 1 to 1728 code for a protein of 575 amino acids. The transcript has 8 exons. The record is from RefSeq and is a predicted model, not a curated record.
AUGUCGUCAGAUUCUCGACGCGACAGAUCAUCUUGGAAUCACUUUGAUAUUGUUCUCUCUAUUACUCAUUUUGUCGGAUUCGUAACAAUUUGUCUGAAUGGAUACUUCUUCAAUACAUUUAAAAAUGGACUCGGAUGGCCUAUUCCAUUGAAUACAACUGGAACAAUGGAUGGAAAUACAAUGGGCAUUAUUGGCAAAAAAGGAGAUCAGUUACACGCAUUUUUGAUGGUUUUAGCCUUCAUCUACUUUCAAGGAGAAGCUCUACUGGCUUAUCGAGCCUACCGAUACGAUGCAAAAAUGAUUUCAAAACUUUUGCAUACAGCUCUUCAUUGUACUGCAAUAGGAUUGGCAAUCACUGCUCUUGUUGUUAUUAUUAUGAGCACGAAUUAUACAGGAUACAAUAACUUCACAAGUGUUCACAGUUGGAUUGGCGUUUGCCUUAUCGCCGCUUAUCUUGUUCAAUUUUCGUUCGGUUUCAUAACCUACUUGUGUCCAUGUUCUCCUGGAAGCCAUCGUGCUCGUCUGAUGCCAGUUCAUCGUGCAGUUGGAGUCAGUUGCUUUGUGGUUGCAUGUGUUCAGUGUUGUCUAGGAUUUGGAAAUGUUCUUUUGGAAGGACAACCUGCCUGCUUCGGUGAUCUCUCCUGUAAGAAUCGAAUCGAAUACGUCGGAGCCUUCUGUGUUCUUUCCAUUAUUCUCUAUACACUUCUUGUCUUAGCUCUGAUUAUUCCAAAGCCAUGGAGAAGAGAGAAAACUCCAGAUGAGUUGAAUUUUUAUUCUCCUGAAGAAUGGUCGAAAAGACUUGGAAUCACUCGUCCAAUUCACGGAAUAGCAGAAGGAGUAUUUGGUAUACUUAUUGCAAUAGCAUACAUCCCAAUGAUAAACUUGAUGCUCGAGAAAGAUCAUUAUAAGAUGUCAUGCUAUAAAAUCAUGAUAUUCCUGGCAAUCGUUGAUGUCUUAUCCAUUGUUCUCAUUUGCCCGAUAGAAGGUUGGCUAGCUUACCACGGAGCAGUCUACUGUACAUAUCCUAAUCUUAUAUUUCUAUCUGGAAUGUCUGCUCAAUCUCUCUGGUGUUGUUCUUGUGUGACUGCACUCAUUCUUGUCACCAACCGACUUUUCGACCUACUUUCUUCAAAAGCCAGUUCAUUUUUAUUCGAUGGAAAACGCACUUACAUCGUCAUUUUUCUUGCAAUUUGUUAUGGACUGUACUUUUUCUUUUUCACCAGGCCAGUCCUUUUUAAUUCAAAAUUCCAUUCUUGGCAGUACGAUCCAAUGAUUUAUGAGGGGAGAAGUUCGGAGUACACGAAUGUGGCGACAAUCUACAAUAAUGUUUUGGUCGUAUUUGCAACUUGUCUGAUGUAUGUUGUUUUCUGCAUUGCACUCGGAUCAAAACUCAAAACUGUGUCUGGUCCGUCAGAGUCGAGAAAUGCGCUCUCUUUUGGAACUUUCCUCUUUCCUCGUGUUCCGGAAUCGUUUCGUGCUCGUUUGAUGUCAGUUCACAGAGCAGUUGGCAUCAGUUGUAUGAUUAUCUCUUGUGUGCAAUAUUGUCUUGGAUACCAGCAAAUGAUUCAUAACAAACUAGAAUGCUUCAAAGAUUUGUCUUGCAAGAACAGAACCGAGUACAUUGGAGCAAUUGCAAUGCUUUUCACCAUACUGUACACUCUUCUCAUAUUGGCUGUAGUCACGCCAAAACCGUGGAGAAGAGAGAAAACUGUAGAUGAACUCAAGUGA